Molecule: messenger RNA, 1944 nt
Organism: Pararge aegeria (speckled wood butterfly)
Lineage: Eukaryota; Metazoa; Arthropoda; Insecta; Lepidoptera; Nymphalidae
Gene: Rab32
Product: ras-related protein Rab-32
Exons: 5
Coding region: 1-1638 (545 amino acids)
Biological process (GO): phagosome-lysosome fusion; endosome to lysosome transport
Cellular component (GO): trans-Golgi network; Golgi apparatus; late endosome
Molecular function (GO): GTP binding; GTPase activity
Source: RefSeq, a predicted model, not a curated record
AUGCGGGACGACGAGCCCCCGCUCCUCCCCGCGUCCCCCGGCCCGCACUCCGCCCCCGAGCGCAGCCCCGGCUCCCGGCCCACCCGCUUCAAGCGCGCCCUGAGCUCGCUCCGCUCGUCUUUCCGCUCCGGCUCGCCCUUCCACUUCGCUUCGCUCAAGCGCAGCGGCUCGACUAAAUCCUCAGUAUCGGACAGUGAGAUCGUGCGAGGCGAACGCACUAUGCGUAGGAAAAACAAAAAACAACGCGCAGACUCGGCGAACGCCGCGUCGUCGCGGAGCACUGACAGCUCGCCGUCGGCGAGCAAGAAGAAAACCGGCUUGCUCAAACGAAUGAGCACUAUCGGGAAGCGACGCGUGGAGAGCUCCACGCCCUCCUCGACCGACAUGGACCCCGAGCUGGAUAUGGACCCCGACAUCGAACUCGAAUCCGAUUCGAAACUCGACGAAAAACCGAUUCUCGAAAUGAGUUUAGAACCUGAAAAACAGGAGCCGCCCCCCACGGAUAAUUCGGAGCAAAAUACUAACGACCCCGUUCCGGAGUCCGGAUCGCCGGAGCCUCCGUUCAUCACUUUAGCGGUCGAGCAUCCGGUGGCAAUGCGGUGUUUCACGAAGGAGGCUUGGAAGAGGCGCAGUAAAACUGAAAUUCAGAAGCCGAUCGAGGAGUCGGGACCCGGAGAUUCCUUGAAGCGUCGCAUCGCAUUCGUCGCGCAGACGUCCCCCGCGAUGUCGGAGGACCGUGACGACGACGACGACGACGACGAUGAGGACGCGGAGGAGGGCGGGGGUGAGGUGGGGUCGCUGGAGGAGGCGGUGGCGCUCGCCCGGCAGCGGCUCGCUCUGGCGGCGCAGUCGUCCGCGCCGCCGCAGUCGACCGAGAACAACGAGACGGAGGAGGAGGGGUGCGCCGACACGAUGCCGGCCUACGGAGACCUCAUCGAGCCGGAGCACAAGGCUGAGAACGACGACGAAUCGGCCCACGCCACAGCUAGCGCUGAGAGGAGGGAGCACCUGUACAAGAUCCUGGUUAUCGGGGAGCUGGGCACAGGGAAGACUUCCAUCAUUAAGCGAUAUGUGCAUCAGUUCUUCAGCCAGCAUUACAGGGCGACGAUUGGAGUCGACUUCGCCCUUAAAGUUCUUAACUGGGACGCGAAUACGAUAAUACGACUGCAGCUAUGGGAUAUAGCAGGUCAAGAACGCUUCGGCAACAUGACCCGGGUUUACUACAAAGAGGCCGUUGGAGCUUUCAUAGUGUUCGACGUGUCCCGCGUGGCGACCUUUGACGCGGUGGUCAAGUGGAAAAACGACCUUGAUACCAAGGUGCAGCUGCCCGACGGAUCGCCCAUACCCUGUAUAUUACUGGCGAACAAGUGUGACCAGCAAAAAGAGGGAAUAGUGAAUUCACCCACAAAAAUGGACGAAUACUGUCGGGAAAAGGGUUUCGCGGGAUGGUUUGAGACUUCAGCAAAGGAAAACAUAAAUAUUGAAGAGGCAGCACGAUCUUUAGUUAAUAAGAUUCUUCUAAACGACAAAUUACUACAAAGCAACGACAAAGACGGCGAGAAGUUUGCGCUCGACCACAAGAUAGCUAAUGGUGAGAACAAUCGAGAAGCAAAUGCAGGCAAGUUCUGCGCUUGCUGACCAACUGGUGCAUGCAUAGAGUUUGAUUAUACUGAAAUCGUGGGUUUACAUAGCGACGUUAUGUUUGCUAUGUUCUCUGAAUUAACGAGGCUUAUAAUACACAUGUUGAUUUAACGACGAAUCAAGCCCAUAACAUUAAGAAAAAUAUCUACUAAUCGCUUGUACUACUUAUAACAAAUUAUUACCACAAUGAUAAAUAAAAUGAUAAAUAAAUAAAAUGUGCAAAAAUGGAAAAUAUAUAUAGUAUGCCUUUACAUCUUGGCCAUUUUUAUACCUUAACAUUUCUUAAAUGUAGUUCAACGGGUA